Molecule: messenger RNA, 495 nt
Organism: Mesorhabditis spiculigera
Lineage: Eukaryota; Metazoa; Nematoda; Chromadorea; Rhabditida; Rhabditidae
Source: the annotation of a GenBank genome assembly
AUGGUGUCAUUUGGAGCAGACAUGGCAAUUUCGAUAAAUGUGGCGAAACUGUCGAACUUCUCGGACAUUGACGUGUUCAUCGUGAUCUCGUGUCCAUUUGGUGUGUUGAUCGACACUUCCGACUAUUUUCGCCCUGUCCUCUCGGUUUUUGAGGCGGAAAUGGCGCUCAACCCCGACCGAUCGUGGGCCGCCGACUCUGGGUGGAGCGCCGAAUUUUGCGAUUUUUUGGGAGGAUCGAUCGGCCAGCAUAAAACAGGAGAAGAUGAUGGGGUUGACGUGAGUCUGGUGACGGGCCGAGUACGCAUUAAUGGGAGGAGGGAAGAGGAAGGAAAGGACGCACAACAACAGAUUACACUCUAUACCGCUGGCGACUAUUUCAAGGAGCGAACGUGGCACGGGCUGGAUAAUAGCGUUCGAUUCGAGGAGCAGGGAGAGACAUCAAUCAGCGAGGGAAGAUCGGGUAUCGCUGCCGCCUAUGCCAACGAAAAAAACCCG